AGGUUAGAUCAAUGUGUAUUAGUUUAUUAUUUAGAAAUUAGAAGCGGUUGAUGUAUUUAAAUAGCCUUAGAAAUCUAUUUAAAGUUUCCAAAUGCUUAAAACCAGAGUAAAUAAAUCAAAACUUAGAACGUAAAAUUUGAAAUCAAUGUAUAGUUUCAACAAUGAGUGAUAAUUUUAAGAAACCUAUCUUCGUUGGAAAAGUUGGUAAAAUACCAAAAUCUAUUAACGCAAAUGAAAAAAUCAUUCCAAAACCUCCCUCACUAGAAAUUGAGGUAAAAAUUGAAAACAAUGAAAAACAUAUAGAAGAAAUCAAAGAAAUACCAAAAAUAACAAAUCCAAAAGAAAAUAUCACAGAAAAAGUUGAUAAAGUUUUAAAUUACCAAGAACCGUCCUGGUCGGGAUUACCAAUAACCAAUGGUCCACAAUUUGAAUUAGAAGUUUUAAAAUCGGGUGUCAUCAUAGAAAACAUUGUGUUGAUGCCGAAAAAAUAUUGGAUUAUUGGACGGUUACCAAAUUGUGAUAUAUAUUUGGCACAUCCUACAAUAUCAAGACAUCAUGCAAUUUUACAAUUUAAUAGUGUUGUAAGCGAAGAUCGUUCAAUUGGAUUCUAUAUUUAUGAUUUAGGCAGUACACACGGAACAUUUUUAAAUAAAGCCCGAAUUAAAAGUAGGAUGUAUGUUAAAGUUCAUGUUGGUCAUAUGCUAAAAUUUGGCAAUAGUACUCGAACAUUUAUUUUAAAAGGACCGGAAGAAGAUGCUGAACCUGAAUCGGAAUUAACUGUAACAGAAUUAAAAAUAAAUCGUAUUAAUGAAUUAAAAAAACGUGAAGCAGAAUUGUUGGAGCUUAAAGAAAAAGAAGAAGAAGCAAAGAAGAAAGAAUUAGAACAAGGAAUAGAUUGGGGAAUGGGUGAGGAUGCGGAUGAAGAAACGGACCUAACAGAAAAUCCAUACGCUGCCACAAAUAAUGAAGAAUUAUAUCUUGAUGAUCCUAAAAAAACUUUAAGAGGAUUUUUCGAGCGGGAAGGCGAGGAAUUACAGUAUAAUGUUGAAGAAAAAGGAUUGGGACAAUUUAUUUGCACUGUUGAACUUCCAAUCGAAAAUUCAUUAGGGAGACCAAUUAUAGCCGAAGCUAUUGUAAAAGGAAAGAAAAAAGAAGCAGUUGUACAAUGUGCAUUAGAAGCAUGUAGAAUUCUUGAUAGAGCUGGAGUUUUACGUCAAGCUAAGCAUGAAUCAAGAAAAAGAAAACCACGCAAUUGGGAAGAAGAUGAUUAUUGUAAUUCGGAUGACGAUGAAUUUUUCGAUCGAACUGGUGCUGUUGAACGAAAAAAACAAUAUCGUAUGAAAAUACAUAAUGCUAACGUAAAGGAGAAUGUGGAAACAUACGACAGUUUGGUAACAAAAGAAAAAACAUUGUCUGAAGAAAUAGAAAAUUUAGAAAAAGAAUUAAGCAAUGCAAAGAUAAAACUAAGUGCGACUGAAGAAAAAGAUGCCAAUUUGUCCAAUGUCGAUAGUUUAGAUGAGUUUAUGAAUAAUUUAACAGACGAUAUACCCGAUAAACAAGUUGUUAAUCGAUUAACUAUGCAAUUAACGAAACUCAAACAAGAACAUGCAAAAACUUUAAAACUAGUAGAAAUUGCUAAACCAACUGAAAUUCCAUCAUUUCAAACUAAAACCACAAAUACUAUUCACGAUAGCACUAAUGCUAUUAAAAAAUUACCGUUGUAUGGUAAACGUUUAAAAGUGAAAUCUUUAAAAGAAACUUACAAAUCGAACACUGAGGAAGUGAUUGAAAAUGACGACAUUAAAGAGGAAGAAGAAAUGGAUGAAACAGUUAGAGAACACAAUGUAAAUAGUGAAAAUAAUAAACUAUCAAUUGAAACUGAUAAAAUAGAGGAGGAUAUUAUUAAAAAAGAAAAAAGUGAUGAAACUGAAGAAAAGGAAACUCCUCGAAUAAUAGGACCAUCUAAACCUGAUCCAGAAAUACUUACUAAAAUAGAAUCUGUCGAAACAAAACCCUCUUCAUCAUCGAAAUCAUCAAAGAAGAAAAACAAACGAAAUAAAUUAAUUGAUAAAGCUUAUGAAGAAGAUGAUAAAUAUACUACUUGGAUGCCUCCAGAAAAUCAAAAAGGCGAUGGAAAAACAGAUUUAAAUGAGAAAUUUGGAUAUUAAUUUUGUUUUUCAAUUUUGUAAAUUAA
Messenger RNA from Chrysoperla carnea, 2194 nucleotides. Its product is annotated as kanadaptin. The record is from RefSeq and is a predicted model, not a curated record. The transcript has 7 exons. NCBI's taxonomy places the organism in Eukaryota, Metazoa, Arthropoda, Insecta, Neuroptera, Chrysopidae. Gene Ontology annotation, molecular function: mRNA binding; protein binding; RNA endonuclease activity producing 5'-phosphomonoesters, hydrolytic mechanism. Bases 162 to 2168 code for a protein of 668 amino acids.